ACAAAACCCAGACCCCCAGGUCCGGGCCAAUGGAGGCGAUUUAGACUGGAGCAGGACCGCGUCUGUCAAAAGCUCGACUCCGUAGCACCGCGAGGUCCAGAGGAAGAGCUGGAGCCGCCGCUCUGCCUCCCCGCCCCCGCCGGGAUUUAUUGAGUAUUUGGACUGGACAAUUAAGUGGCCCUGAUGAUGUUACCAAGCCCGGUCACCUCCACCCCUUUCUCAGUCAAAGACAUUUUGAAUCUGGAGCAACAGCAGCACUUCCACGGAACUCACUUGCAGGCGGAGUUGGAGCAGCACUUCCACUCGGCUCCCUGUAUGCUGGCCACGGCUGAAGGCACACAGUUUUCUGAUGCAGGGGAGGAGGAGGAGGAAGAAGAGGGAGAGAAACUGUCCUAUUUGAACUCUCUAGCUGCUGCCGAGGGCCACGGGGAUUCAGGUCUCUGUCCGCAAAGCUAUGUCCAUGCAGUCCUUCGAGACUCCUGCAGCAGGCCCAAGGAACAAGAAGAGGAGGUUGUGAGAGAACGGAGCCAAAAAAGCUGCCAGUUGAAGAAGUCUCUAGAAGCGACGGGAGACUGUAAGGCGAGCGAGGACGGCGAGAGGCCGAAGCCGCGCAGCCGCAGGAAGCCGCGGGUGCUCUUCUCUCAAGCUCAGGUCUUCGAGCUGGAGCGCAGGUUCAAGCAGCAGCGGUACCUGUCGGCGCCCGAGCGCGAGCACCUCGCCAGCAGCCUGAAGCUCACGUCCACGCAGGUGAAAAUCUGGUUCCAGAACCGCAGGUACAAGUGCAAGAGACAGCGGCAGGACAAGUCCCUGGAGCUGGGGACGCACGCGCCGCCGCCGCCACCUCGCCGCGUGGCAGUGCCGGUGUUGGUGCGGGACGGCAAGCCGUGCGUCACUCCCAGCGCGCAGGCCUAUGGCUCGCCCUACAGCGUGGGCGCUGGCGCCUAUUCCUACAACAGCUUCCCCGCCUACGGCUACGGGAACUCGGCCGCCGCCGCAGCUGCAGCAGCUGCAGCAGCCGCCGCAGCCGCGGCCUACAGCGGUAGCUACGGCUGUGCCUACCCGACAGGCGGUGGCGGUGGCGGGGCCUCCGCCGCGACCACCGCCAUGCAGCCCGCCUGCAGCGCCACUGGCGGCGGAUCCUUUGUGAACGUGGGCAACCUGGGAGGCUUUGGCAGUGGCGGCGGCGCUCAACCUUUGCACCAGGGUGCCGCAGCAGGGGCCGCGUGCGCACAGGGGACCUUGCAGGGCAUCAGGGCUUGGUAAGGAUAGGGCAGGACUUGAGGCGGGCGUCCUCCCGCAGCUUGGCGCCGCGGGAAUGAGACACGAGAAAGGCCAGACCCGAGGGCCAGGUCCCCUCGUUAAAAUAAAAUACGGACAUGUCGCUCCCCAAGGGGCCAGGGUCGCAGCACACUCUAGGCUUGGGGCUCAGCGGAGAAACGGAUGCCCUGGUCGAGUCGUCAAGACUGUCUGAGACAGAAGUACCGACCAGACGCCAGGGAAGAGGUUGGCCCCCACCCUGGCUCUGCCGGGAGUGCGGGAGGCUGGGACUCCGGCUGUCGCUUGCUCUCCGGAGGAGGGCUUUUCCUUCGACCUUCCUUUGGCCUUCUCGAAGUAUGGUCGGGGAACCGGACCAAACAGGGGAAAAAGAAAGAAGAAAAAAGAAAGAAAGAAAAAUAGUUGGGGAGAGAGCGUGAAGGAGAGGGAAAUGGGGUACUGGCGUGAGAGAUUCCACCGCUCUGCAGCCCCUUUUGGAGCGCCACAACCCAGAGGAUUUUCGUUUUCCAACUGUCUCUCUUCUGAGACAAGACUCCGCCCGGAUCUCCGAAUUGUCAGGGGACUCUUCUCGGAGACCACCACCCCAGUGAGAUCGAAGGUUGGGGGAAGGGAGGCAGCUGAGCAAAUCCAGGACCUGGCGGCCCAGCUUAGGUGUCCCAGGUUGGUUCCUUUCUGUUUUGUAUUCUGUAUUCAGCACAUUAUCUCUCUGUAUAACUGUAUCCACACGCCGUGUACACAACCGCUGUCAUACACUACAGGACUCAAUAAAGAAGGUGCAAUAUUUCUGAA
This is a messenger RNA of Mesocricetus auratus (golden hamster), 2064 nucleotides long. It is a transcript of the gene Nkx2-3, whose product is annotated as NK2 homeobox 3. The record is from RefSeq and is a predicted model, not a curated record. NCBI's taxonomy places the organism in Eukaryota, Metazoa, Chordata, Mammalia, Rodentia, Cricetidae. Gene Ontology annotation, biological process: cell differentiation; regulation of transcription by RNA polymerase II. The transcript has 2 exons. Gene Ontology annotation, cellular component: nucleus. The coding region runs from base 184 to 1263 and encodes 359 amino acids. Gene Ontology annotation, molecular function: DNA-binding transcription factor activity, RNA polymerase II-specific; RNA polymerase II cis-regulatory region sequence-specific DNA binding.